CAUAACAAUGUGACAGCCUCGCUUUCCCAUAUUCAAAUAUAAGGCUAGUGUCUCUUAGGAGCAAAUUGAUCUUUUAGUUAAUGCACCUCAAUACCCUAAGAGCGGUCUUGUCAACUCUGGGAUGGCUGCAUAAGGAGCAAUUGCGGGAUUUGCGGAUCUCUAUGAUUUCAGCUCAGGGUCCACUGUCCCAGUAUGAUUAAAUAGGCCCAAGAUACAAAUAAUUUAUAACCUGGUAGGCUGACUCCGAACCAUGGAGCCUAUAGUGGCUUGGCAAUGAACACAAGAAAGAAAUAAAAUCGAUCGGCGACAUCGCCCUUUAGUCGAUCCCAGCGUUCAGGGCCUGGGUCGUGGUCCCUGCUAGAUUGGGGUAUUUGAGAAUCUGGUUAGGGGGUUUAGCGACACUCACUCUUCCGAUUUCACUUCUCAUUCUCGUCGAUCUGCCGUGGAAUGAUUUCGAUAUGACUAUAGCAGGGAAUCCUCCCUUUAUCUCCCUUUCUCAAGUUGUGAAUUGAAGCUUUCACUCACUGCGGACGCUCGAUAAAGAUAUCUUUGCCUUUAUCAUUGCGAUGUCAUAGAUUCACCAUGGGUUAUAAUGGUUCCGCAGAGCUGUUCGCCGAAUGGGCCAUCGGACUUGUGGUCGUGGCUGUCCGAGUCUACGCACGAUGGUCUGUAGGUAAGAGCCGUUUCUAUUGGGAUGAUGCUUGUCUCGGUCUGGCAACGAUAUUCUGGACACUCCACACAAUAUUUCUAUAUUACUGCACCGAUGUUUAUGGGUCUAACAUUGGUCUGACCGAGAAGACAGCGAUGGAGGUACCAGAUGAAGAAGUGGCGAUUCUUCGAAAAGGCUCCAUCUAUGCCUUUGUGGCUUGGCUGUCUUACAUCUUCAUGGUGUGGUCGUUCAAAGGAGUGCUCAUGUUCUUAUACGGUCGACUAACAAUGGGACUCUGGCAACACCGCCUUGCCCAAGCCGUAGGCGUCAUGUGUAUCUGCACCUUUCUUGCAUCGCUAUUCUUCCAUUUAUUUAUCUGCCAUCCGGUGCAGAAAACAUGGCAGAUCAAGCCAUACGCAGGAGACAACUGCACGAUACGCCCCCUCAACUAUAUCGUCAUCGAAACACUGAGCAUUGUAACCGACCUCGGCGUCAUGAGUAUCCCGAUCCCACUCGUCCUGGCCGCGCGCAUCCCCACCCCCCAGAAAAUCUUCCUCAGCAUUCUAUUCUCCUCCGGUGUCUUCGUCAUGGUCGCCGCAUUUCUGCGCGCCUAUUACUCCGUUAAAGAUAUCACAACGCUAUCCACCGCUCUGGGAUGGGCGUCCCGCGAAGCCCUCGUCUCGGUGAUUAUCGUCUGCGCGCCGGGAAUCAAGCCGCUAUUCACGAAAUGGGGAUGGUUCCGGUCGUAUGGAUCGUCAGGAAGUUACGAAUACAGUUAUGGAUAUGGAAAUAGUCAGGGCCGUUGUCGGAGUCAAGGGAAUGGUGACAGGUCGAGGGCACGGAGUACGGUGUUCAGUGGGAAGAGGCGGAGUGGUGCGUUCGGGACUGAAAGACACCCGUACGAGAUGGGAACGUCGGUGGGGAAGAAGAAGAGGGACUCUUCUGGGGAGAGUCAGGAACGGAUUGUGGAUCCGGAGUUUGAAAUUGAAGGGAAGGGAAGUGAUGCUGAUACUGGCCGCGGUUUUGAGGGAGGCAUUGUGGUGACGACGGAUGUUACGUUUGCUCAUGAGGAUAUACAUGCGAGGCAAUCUUAGAUGAAUCUGUGCAAGAAUAAUGCAGUGGGAGGGACUGAAUCUACUGCAGCCAUUGCAGUAUUGGAACAUGAUGUAUCACAGACUGAUUAUCCCAAAUACUGUGUCAUAGCAAAGACUGUCUAGCAUCGCAGACGCCUGCCAUAAGGGAAUA
Molecule: messenger RNA, 1894 nt
Organism: Aspergillus melleus
Lineage: Eukaryota; Fungi; Ascomycota; Eurotiomycetes; Eurotiales; Aspergillaceae
Exons: 6
Coding region: 583-1743 (386 amino acids)
Source: RefSeq, a predicted model, not a curated record